This is a messenger RNA of Micromonas commoda, 1134 nucleotides long. RefSeq names its product yabby-like protein. The transcript has a single exon. The record is from RefSeq and is a predicted model, not a curated record. Gene Ontology annotation, biological process: multicellular organism development; cell fate commitment. Lineage: Eukaryota; Viridiplantae; Chlorophyta; Mamiellophyceae; Mamiellales; Mamiellaceae. Gene Ontology annotation, cellular component: nucleus. Bases 1 to 1134 code for a protein of 377 amino acids.
AUGGGCCCGAACCUCCAGGCCGCCUCCGGGUCAAACAUGAGCGACGCCGCGGCCGCCGAGGCGCGGUGGGCGCGAUGCGACGCGCCGACCGACGUCGACGCCGUCGCGCGCGGUGACGUCGACCGCGCGCGCGACGACGGCUCGAAGACGGUGCACGUCGACUGCCAGCGCUGCCGGUCGCGUCUCGAGGUGAGGGUGCCCGCCGCCCUCCUCGCCGAGGGCAGCGCCACCGUCCGCUGCGGCGCGUGCGGGGUCCACCUGAAGAUCGCCGUCCCGCCCGCGCUCGCGCCCGUCCACCCGCCGCGACCCGCCUUCUCCGCGAUGACCAAGCCCGCCGAGCGCCUCCCCGCCGCGAGCGCUCCACGCCCCACCCAGCAGCGACCCGCCACCGGCGCCAGCCUCCAGCUCUCCGCUGGGGCGCUCGCGUCCUUCCUCGACCCGGCCGUGUGCGUCGCGAUGGGCGCCAACCCAACGGACCCGCAGCUGAGGAAAGCCGCCGAGGAAUUCUGGCGGAGCUGCGACGGCGACGCGAACGCCGUCGACCCAAACGCGACGUACGACACCGACCUCGCGCCGGCGAGGCCCGCGAAACGGGCGAAAAAAACGAGAAAGCCGCGCGACCCGUCCCCUUACAACGUCUUCAUACGCGAGGAGAUUCCGAGGCUCAAGGCUGAGAACCCCGCGAUGACGCACAAGGAUGCGUUCAAGGCUGCCGCGAGGAACUGGGCCGGGUCCUCGCUCAACAUGCGAAGCGCGGCGUACGUUCCCGACCCGGUGCUCGCCGCAGCCGCCGCAGCCGCCCAUGCCAACGUCCUUGACGCCCAUGCCAACGUCACCGACGCCGCGACGCGCGCGGCGAUCCUGCAGAAGCUCAAGCCCCACCUCCUCCGCGGCCGCGUGGAGGACGCGCGGGCCGAGGCGGCGGCGGCGAGGCGUUGGGAGAUGGACCUCACGACGACAAACGGGGUCGACGGACCGACGGGCGCAAAGGGAGUCGUCGAUCGAUACGCCGGCGACGCGUUUGCGAGCGUACACGAGGGUCGUGACGAGCCGACGCAUCGCGGACCGGUCAGGCCCAAGACGAGCUGGUCGAGCUAUCGGUCCACGCACGAGGCGUUCGAGCCCAUAGACUGA